Molecule: messenger RNA, 2576 nt
Organism: Odocoileus virginianus texanus
Lineage: Eukaryota; Metazoa; Chordata; Mammalia; Artiodactyla; Cervidae
Gene: EIF3J
Product: eukaryotic translation initiation factor 3 subunit J
Cellular component (GO): eukaryotic translation initiation factor 3 complex; cytoplasm
Molecular function (GO): translation initiation factor activity
Source: RefSeq, a predicted model, not a curated record
GAGUCAGCCGCGGUCCCAGCGUUCCCCGCGCGGGCGACGAGCGGGGAUCCGGUGACUCACCUCCGCCGCGCUAACUCUCCCCCGUCUUCCCUCAUACACGCUCACGCCCGGCUCGAUAUGGCGGCGGCGGCGGCGGCGGCGGCGGCGGCUGGGGACUCCGACUCCUGGGACGCGGACACGUUCUCAGUGGAAGACCCGGUCCGGAAGGUGGGGGGCGGCGGCACGGCCGGCGGGGACCGCUGGGAGGGCGAGGACGAGGACGAGGACGUCAAGGAUAACUGGGAUGAUGAUGAUGAUGAAAAAAAAGAAGCAGCAGAAGUAAAACCAGAAGUAAAAAUUUCAGAAAAGAAAAAAAUAGCAGAGAAAAUAAAAGAGAAAGAACGGCAGCAGAAGAAAAGGCAAGAAGAAAUUAAAAAGAGAUUAGAAGAACCUGAAGAACCUAAAAUGCUAACACCAGAAGAACAGUUAGCAGAUAAACUGCGGCUUAAGAAAUUACAGGAAGAGUCUGACCUCGAAUUAGCAAAAGAAACUUUUGGUGUUAAUAAUACAGUUUAUGGAAUAGAUGCUAUGAACCCGUCCUCGAGAGAUGACUUCACAGAGUUCGGAAAGUUACUAAAAGAUAAAAUUACACAAUAUGAAAAGUCACUAUAUUAUGCCAAUUUUCUGGAAGCCUUAGUUCGAGAUGUUUGUAUUUCAUUGGAAAUUGAUGACUUGAAAAAGAUUACCAAUUCAUUGACUGUACUCUGCAGUGAGAAACAGAAGCAAGAAAAGCAAAGCAAAGCCAAAAAGAAGAAGAAAGGUGUGGUUCCUGGAGGGGGAUUAAAGGCCACCAUGAAAGAUGAUCUGGCAGAUUAUGGUGGUUAUGAUGGCGGAUACGUACAAGACUAUGAAGACUUCAUGUGACGUCUUAUCUUCUCCUGGUGUCUUCUUUCUGUUGCCCACAGUCCCUUCAACAUGUAGCACAACUUCCUUUCCUUUCAGUUCUGCCAAAUGCUACAAUCAGAAGUGCAGUAUCUUUUGUGCUGGUUACUUAAUCCCUUGACACUUAGGUGCUAAUGUGCAAAUGAUGGAACUUGGAUCUUGUUGCCAAGGGGUUAAAAUUGGGAACCACUGUUGUCACUAAAUCAUAGUUUUAAAAAACAAACCUAAUGAUGUUGUCAUUGUUGCUAUCUGAUUCCAUAGCAGCAGUCACUAAAUUGGAAACAAAGGUUGCAACAUGACAAAAAAAUUGUGUAGUCUUUACCAGCACCGUUCAGUAAUACAGCCUUAACCAUACCUCCUUGAACUACUUCAUACCUUGUCAAGAAAAGCGGUCUGCUGCAAGGGCAUGUGGUGUGCACCUAGUAUUAACAUUGCUUUGUCUUAAAAUUGAGCGUGAGGAUAUUAAAAAUACAUUGUGAAGAAGACUGAUAAUCUCAGAGUGAAGAUACGGCGGCUGCAAAGCACUAGUUUGAUACUUAAUUAAAUGACCAAAACCCUCCAACUUUGAAGCUCAAGAAGGUAAACCUCUCCAUGAUUGCAUUACACGUUGUGGAAUCUCUGGGCUGCAUAGACUGUCUAGUUUCUAUUUAUCAGACUAUUGUACUGACAGAGUGCUUCAGCUGGGGGAGGGAAAGUCCUCACCUGUUUUAUUUGUAAUUGUCUGAAAAACAAAUCUUCCUUUGUUCUCCAGGGCUGCAGUGGAGCAACUUUAACUGGGUUUUGGCAUUUCCUUUCCUUUAUAAAACAUGCUCAGCAAACUGCACCAGUUAACUACACAGUUUGGUAAAUUGUUAUGUUAACAAUUAUGACAUCUGCAAUGUUUUAUAAAGCAACUAAUUUAAUAAAGUCACUAUUGUGAGGACUUAAAUUUUGUGUUACCUCCCAAGAGAUAUUUUUGGAGAGUAUAGAACAAAAGCUCUUGGGACUAGAGUUCUCUAUAUACUUACAAAGCUUUAUAAGUGGUUGAUGAGUAGAUGUAGUUUUAGAAGAAAAGUGAUUUGCAAAGUCCUUAAUAGUGUCUCUCUAGAGCAACAAAGGUAUAGAGCUGCACUCCUCUUAUUUAUUUGGAGAAAUUAUUUGGUUGCUUAGAUACUGAGGCCUAAUUAAAUACCUAGACAUAUUUAUUUGGAGUAACUGAGCUUAUAUAACUCAGGUGAUGGCUGUAUGCAGAGACUGGGUGAUCUUCUCUAUUAUAUAUAUAUAUAUAUAUUAUAGUAAUCAAUUUAACCAAAUCUGUGGUUAGAGUCUUUGUUUGAAACUGCCACGGAAUCAAAAAUAGGGACAGAGCAAGUAUUUUAAAUUUCUCUUACAUAGGAGUGGGAGCCUCAAUCAGAGCUCUGUAGACCACCUAGUGGAGACAGGGCCGUCAAAUGAUUUGAGGAAUCUAUAGAAGGCAGUGACUCUACAGCAAUAAUUACAGCCAAUAAAGAUUGCUUCCUUCAAGGCAGCCAAGGGCUAAGAUUUCCUUAGCAUUAAUAAUGACAUACACUGAAUUUAAAAUCUAUUUUAUUAUAGAGAUCAGUUUCUAACAAAUGGAAAUGUAUCAUCUGUUUCCUCAACUGUGUAAAUAAUAUUAAAUUCCUUUGAAACUGGAA